Lodderomyces margitis is the source of this 858-nucleotide messenger RNA. It is a transcript of the gene CBR1, whose product is annotated as Cbr1p. Gene Ontology annotation, molecular function: oxidoreductase activity. Gene Ontology annotation, cellular component: plasma membrane; endoplasmic reticulum. The coding region runs from base 1 to 858 and encodes 285 amino acids. The record is from RefSeq and is a predicted model, not a curated record. The transcript has a single exon. Lineage: Eukaryota; Fungi; Ascomycota; Pichiomycetes; Serinales; Debaryomycetaceae.
AUGGCAGAAUCAUCAGAACCAAAUCCUUUCCUUAUAUUCGCCACUGUUGCCACAAUCAUUGUCUCAUUUGUUGGGUAUUAUUUCCUUCAAUUAUCGAGAAAGAAUAAACCAGCAUUGAUUCCUGACCAAUUCCAGAAAUUCCCCUUGAUUGACAUCAAAAAGGUUUCACACAACUCAGCCAUUUAUAGAUUUGGAUUACCAAGACCUACUGAUACGUUGAAUUUGCCAAUUGGACAACACAUUUCCAUUGGUGCUAUUAUUGAUGGGAAAGAAAUUGUUAGAUCGUACACUCCAAUUUCCACUAGUGACCAAAAGGGUCAUUUCGAUUUGUUGAUUAAGACAUACGAGAAUGGUAAUAUUUCCAAACACGUUGCAUCAAAGAAGGUUGGUGAUUAUGUUGAAAUCAGAGGACCAAAGGGGUUCUUUACCCAUACUCCAAAUAUGAAAAAGUCAUUUGGUAUGAUUGCUGGUGGUACUGGUAUUGCACCAAUGUACCAAAUCAUUACUGCCAUUUUGAAUAACCCUGAAGACAACAUCAAGAUUUCCUUAAUCUACGCCAAUGUCACUGAAAAUGAUAUUUUGUUGAGAAAAGAAUUGGAAGAGUAUGCUGCUAAACACCCAGAUAGAUUAAAGAUUCACUACGUUUUGAACGAAGCCCCAGCUGAUUGGGAUCACUCUACUGGUUUUGUUACCCCAGAGUUGAUUGACAAACACUUGCCAAAGGCUUCUGAUGAAACGACCUUGUUGUUGUGUGGACCUCCACCGAUGAUUAGUGCUAUGAGAAAGGCUGCUGUCUCAUUAGGAUACGAAAAGCCAAAGCCAGUAUCCAAAUUGGGAGAUCAGGUGUUUGUGUUUUAA